ACAUAUUUUUUUUUUUUAGUGUGGUCUGUCUCGAGCGAAGAACGUGUAAGCAUUCAUCAAUCCAACCCAAACUCCAUGAACUUUUCAUUCCCAUUUCCUCGGCGCCAUCUCAACUAUCCCUUUUCAAUUCUUCUCUGACUUCCUCUUCCCAGGUUAUGGCGGGGAAGAAAAUUAUUGCCAUAUGCCAGUCAGGUGGCGAAUUUGAGGCUGAUAAAGAUGGUUCGUUGUCAUACCGAGGGGGAGAUGCUCAUGCCAUAGAUAUUGAUGAUCAAAUGAAGUUCAAUGAAUUCAAGAUGGAGGUAGCUGAAAUGUUUAAUUGUAGCAUUAGUACCAUGUCUAUCAAAUACUUCCUUCCCAAAAACAAGAAGACUCUCAUUACAAUCUCUAACGACAAGGACCUUAAACGUAUGAUAAAGUUCCACGUGGAUUCUGUCACAGUUGAUAUAUAUGUUAUGACUGAAGAAGUUGUUGCCCUCGAUGUCUCGAACAUGCCUGCCAGUAGGUCAAGCAGAACAACUUUGUCAGAAGCAGUGGUUCCAGUUGAUGCCCCUCUUGAUAUGAAGGAUGAUAUGGUGGAUGACACAACAUAUCCUGAUGUCUCCCUUGGUUUACCACUUGAUGUUGUAGAUGAUACUACCCACGUUGAUGUUGAUGCCCAAAUUACUAUGCCAAAUGAAAUUUCUCCUGUUCUUCCUCUUUCUAUUUCCAAUGAGGAGAAGCAUGUGAAAGCUGCACAGCAAUGGCAAAACACUAUUACAGGUGUUGGCCAAAGAUUCAGUGGUGUUCAUGAAUUCCGUGAAGCAUUGCGUAAAUAUGCCAUUGCGCAUCAGUUUGCUUUUAGGUACAAGAAAAAUGAUAGUCAUCGUGUAACUGUUAAGUGCAAAGCAGAAGGUUGUCCGUGGAGAAUCCAUGCAUCAAGGUUGUCAACAACUCAAUUAAUUUGUAUUAAGAAAAUGAAUGCAACACAUACAUGUGAAGGGGCUGUUGUAACAACAGGAUAUCAGGCAACAAGGAGUUGGGUUGCAAGUAUAAUCAUGGAUAAGUUGAAAGUUUUCCCAAAUUACAAGCCCAAAGAUAUCGUCAAUGAUAUCAAACAGGAAUAUGGGAUUCAACUUAAUUACUUUCAGGCAUGGCGGGGAAAGGAGAUAGCCAAGGAGCAGCUCCAAGGAUCCUAUAAAGAGGCAUACAGUCAAUUGCCCUUUUUCUGUGAGAAGAUAAUGGAGACAAAUCCAGGUAGUUUUGCUACUUUCACCACUAAGGAAGACUCAAGCUUUCAUCGUCUCUUUGUCUCAUUUCACGCAUCACUGUAUGGUUUCCAACAAGGUUGCCGACCUCUCCUUUUCCUUGAUAGCAUAUCCUUAAAGUCAAAGUACCAGGGCACAUUGUUGGCUGCAACAGCUGCAGAUGGGGAUGAUGGUGUUUUUCCUGUUGCUUUUUCUGUAGUAGAUGCAGAAACUGAUGAUAACUGGCAUUGGUUUUUACUACAACUGAAAUCUGCAUUGCCAACAUCUCGACCUAUUACAUUUGUGGCAGAUAGAGAGAAGGGGUUAAGGGAGUCAAUUGCUGAGAUAUUUCAGGGUUCAUUCCAUGGCUACUGCUUACGCUACCUUACGGAACAACUUUUGAAGGACUUGAAGGGGCAGUUUUCUCAUGAGGUGAAGCGUCUCAUGGUUGAGGAUUUUUAUGCUGCUGCUUAUGCGCCCAGGCCUGAAAGCUUCCAAAGGUGCCUUGAAACCAUCAAAAGUAUUUCACUGGAAGCUUACAAUUGGCUCAUACAAAGUGAGCCCAUGAACUGGGCAAAUGCAUUCUUUCAGAGUGCAAGAUAUAACCAUAUGGCAUCAAACUUCGGAGAGCUGUUCUACAGUUGGGCUUCAGAGGCACAUGAAUUACCAAUAACACAGAUGGUUGAUGUGAUACGGGGUAAGAUUAUGGAGUUGUUUUUUACCCGGCGAACAGAUUCCAACCAAUGGAUGACAAGGCUAACUCCAUCUAUGGAGGAAAAGUUAGAAAAAGAAACCGUGAAAGUUCGUCCCCUGCAAGUGUUACUCUCAGGGGGUAACACUUUUGAGGUUCGUGGUGACACCAUUGAAGUUGUUGAUAUUGACCACUGGGAUUGUAGUUGCAAAGGGUGGCAACUUACUGGUUUACCAUGCUGCCAUGCAAUCGCUGUUAUUAGUUGCAUUGGCCAGAGCCCAUAUGAGUAUUGUUCCAGAUACUUUACUACUGAGAGCUACAGAUUAACAUAUUCAGAGUCGGUACAUCCUAUUCCAAAUGUAGACAGGCCUAUGGAGAAAGAUUCUUCUCUGGUUGCUGUAACUGUAACCCCACCUCCCACCCGUCGUCCUCCUGGUCGGCCCACUACUAAGCGUUUUGGGUCACAGGAGGUAGUCAAACGUCAACUCCAGUGCAGUAGAUGCAAGGGUGUAGGACACAACAAAUCGACUUGCAAAGAAUUACUGUAGAUUAUUAAACACUGUGAGUAUACACAUUCACUAUUCUAUGAUGUUAUUCCUGCUAUAUUGGCCUGCAUCAUGUUAUUGGAUGAUGGUGAGUUAACUUGCAAUGUACAUCAUGGCUGUAUAUUUUGUGCAUGAUCCCAUUAGUCUUGUGAGAGAACUCUUUUCUCCAUAGUAAAUAAGCAUGGAGAAAAGAUUACUUGAGUGGCUUCUUCUCUGGAAUUUGCAGUGGUUUAGGGUCUAAUUGAAGUUGUGAGGGUAUCCAGGAGAGUGAUAAAAUGAUAGGUAUUUUUCAGGUACUGACUCUGCCUCCUGCUGCCUGCUGACCACAGGCACCUCCAAAGUGUGUUUAGUGUGCUCCAAUUUUUCAGUGUGGGAGUCGUUUCCUAUAAAAUAAAAUAAAAAAUUGUCAAGUGUGGGAUGAUUUAUUACCAUUUAUUAAAUAAGCAUGGUGGUUGUAUAUUAUCUUGUCAGCCUAAUUUUCUGUGUCUACUCAUCACCCAUUCUAUUAAUUUCUUUCUGGUUAAAAGAGUUUAAAGAACAAAAACAUAUUUGUAUGGGAUUUACUCCAUCAGGGAAUGUUGGAAUAGGAAAUUUAUACCAUUUCCUGUUCAUUAUUGUAUUUGAAUUACUUUUUAGAAUUGGAAUAGGAAUAAGAAAUUCACUCUUGUUGGGAUUUUGAUUUUUUUUUUCCCACAUGGGAUUGUGAUUCACUUUCAUUGUCAUUUCUAUUCUUAUUCCUAUUUUGCAUACCAAGCACAUCCUCAAUUGAUCCUCUGUGUUAUGCCAAAAUGACCCAUAGGUUUGAUUAAACAUAUGAUAUGCGACCUUAUAGCUUUAUAACUUAUUUUCAUGCCAAACACCCACCAAUCUUUUCUUAUAAAAAAAAAUUCAUAAUGGAUGCCUUAGAGCAUGUUAAAGAACCAACUGGUAUUGAUACCUAAAGGAGUGCCAAGUCCUCCAUUUUCCAUAACUCAACUUGCAAUUAUAUGUUAGUUCUGCAAAGACCAUGGAUCAAGCAGAGAGAAUGAGGACAUGACAAUGUUUCGCCGCAAAAGUUGUUUAUUAAAAUAGUGACAGCAAGAGCUAAUCAGGUUGUUAGCUUCAGAUUUGACAAAAGGAGACAGUAGCUUACUAGCUUGAACCAUAGUGGAGAUAAUUUAAGUGAUGCCUAGGUGGUUUCGGUGGAGAUAGAGACUCUAGCUUGUGUUUUCUUUUGUUGGGGUGUAAGUGUUCGUUAUGAUUUGAUCACUGAGGCAAAUACAAGCUCUCUCAGGUCAGGUAUCAUAUAUAACCCGUCAGAAUCUUAAUUCUUGCAUCUUCAUGAGCUUCUAUUAAACAUGCUGUAGUGCAUUUCUGGUGGUUUCUAUAUUCAGUGUCAAACACAUAGGAUUAUUCUUUUGGUUUCUAUGUUCUUUUGUUUAAUUAUCUUUCACACGUUUGAAAGUGGGAAUGUGGAUUUUUCUCCCUUCUAAACCAUUUCUUGAGCUGCUAAUGGGAGUUGCAGAUGGUUUACACAUGGUUUAAAUGUUCAAACAUGCUGUUGCUUCAUAUUAAACCCAAUAUUUUGUUGGGAAGACUGCUUCCUCCCUGGUGUUGUUGCUUGCUUGAGCUUUGUUUUGUAUGACUUCCCAUUCUAAGUAAUACCCUUUUUUUUUUCCUAUUCUGUCAACAGGAUAAGGAGAAUCAGCUUUUGUACAUCUAACAAAUCGGAAGGAAGGAAGUGAGUGACACUAGUAAAACUGCAUUUCAGUGUUAAAAUAAUCAAAAAGCCAUGGUAUUGGUAUUUGGUACCCCCUGCUGCCGCAUGUAGUGGAAGUUCUUUUUGCUGUAUUUAUGAUUCUUUUUUUCUUCCUAACUUGGAAUUCUUGGUAGCUACGACUAUGGACAAUAAUUAUAAGAAAGGUUUGUGUUAGGUUUCUCAUGACACACAGCUUCUUUUAAGCCUGAGGGCAGAGAGAGAGGCGGAGUGGGGCUUCCAGAUGAUGUAAACAUCCAAGUUUUUUUGUUCGUGUAAAGCUCAUGGAGAUGUAUCCAAGGAAGACGCCUUUCUCCCA
Messenger RNA from Vitis vinifera (wine grape), 4513 nucleotides. RefSeq lists its product as uncharacterized. The record is from RefSeq and is a predicted model, not a curated record. Gene Ontology annotation, molecular function: protein binding; zinc ion binding. Bases 156 to 2462 code for a protein of 768 amino acids. NCBI's taxonomy places the organism in Eukaryota, Viridiplantae, Streptophyta, Magnoliopsida, Vitales, Vitaceae. The transcript has 3 exons.